Molecule: messenger RNA, 6148 nt
Organism: Sarcophilus harrisii (Tasmanian devil)
Lineage: Eukaryota; Metazoa; Chordata; Mammalia; Dasyuromorphia; Dasyuridae
Gene: N4BP2
Product: NEDD4 binding protein 2
Exons: 19
Coding region: 595-5940 (1781 amino acids)
Molecular function (GO): ubiquitin binding
Source: RefSeq, a predicted model, not a curated record
GUGUGCCUGGAUGGGUCGGGUCCGCAGGCUUCCUCGGCUUUCCCCGCGCGGCCGCGACUUGGCUGCGCUUCCUCCAGCCUCCUGAGGGCGGCAGUGUGUCUCCGCGCAGCGCGCGCUCGCUCCCUCCCUCGCCCGCCAGCCGCUCGCGCCUCUCUGCUCUCGCCUCUGGCCCCAGCGCGGCGGCUCCAGGGAAGUCGGCGGAGGCGGCGGACGCGGCGAAGGCGGUGGCGGUCCGGGCACCCCCUUUUCUCCGCCCACCUGACCGGCCGGAGUGUCGCGGGCGCUCGAUGCGGCGUCCUCCCGCCUGAGGACCAGGAGCUCCUUGAAGACUAAGCCUAUUUCAUCUUUGUUAUAUCUUCAGCUCUGCACCUAGUAUCAAGCCUGGCACAUACAAGAAUUGACACUAUGCUUCGUAAAACAAUCAACUGUAGUGAUUUCAAGCCUCAACCUUGGUUUCAGCAGGGUGAUAUCAGUUACAUACAAAGGACCCUGUUACUACUGGAUUAUGCAAGUUAUUUGGCCCUGUUUCCUCUGAGAUAUGACUUAAAUAUCAUUUAACUUGAAUAAGAAAGGAACUGAUUUUUAGAAAGCAGAAUGCCAAGGAAAAGGAAAAAUCUUGGUGGAAGUCCUGCUAGAAAGUCUCUGAAUACAGAGGAUGUUGCAUCCAAUAUUGUUCAUCGUGAGGAGCUGACACCUCUUCCUACACCGCCUCAACCAAGUGUUGACAAAGAAAAACUCUUAAACAGCUUGUCAGAGAUGUUUUCUGACCUGGAUCCUGACGUUGUUUAUUUGAUGCUUUCAGAAUGUGAUUUCAAAGUUGAAAAUGCUAUGGAUUGUCUCUUAGAACUGUCCACUGGUGCCAAAGGAAUGCCAGCCUCUAAAAGCUUAAUAUUGGAGUCAGUUGCAACACCACGUGCUUUUGUUAAUCAGCAUCUUGCUGAAGGAAAUGAAAUGAAUGAAAAAUGUCCUCUUGCAGAAGAUGAAGACAGUUCUCAAACAGCUGAUGCUUUUUCUGAUAUGCGACUUACUGAAGACUUGGAUUCCUUAAUACAAAAUGCAUUUGAGAAAUUGAAUUCUUCUAAUGACCAAAUGUCUACACAGUCAUUUUUGCCUUUGGAAAACAAUUUUGGCGGUACUAGUGACAGUGGGAGAAGUGUUUCUCUGCAAAACCCAGAAAUGGACGCUGAAACAUUUGAAAAUUCAGAACGUAUAACUUUGCAUUCAGAUUUGAGCAAGUCCAGAAAUUGUAAAAAGGAUGCUGUAUGGCCUUUAACAAGUAGCAGUCCUGUGGACACCCAGCCAAAUAGCUUUUUCACUCAACCGAAUGACUCUCUAGUGGUAUAUGUUAAUCCCAGGCAGACUCAGAAAGCACUUUCAGAUGCUCAGAAUUUUGGAUGCCAGUCUUCUCAAGCCUGUGUCCAUUUAGGUACGAAUGAAUUGAGGACUGCUGUUAAUCCUCUUGUACAGAUUUCAGACCAGGCAGAAGAUGGAGUGGGCACAUGUGGGGAUCAGAAUGGUGUUUCUGGCCCUGAUUUGUUUACACAAGCCAAAGGAUUUGGUUUCAAGUCACAAAAUCAUGCAGAACGACCCCCACCGGGAAGGGAUUUCAGCUUUUGCCCGGGAAUGCCCUCAUUGCCACCCACAGCAGUGCUACCGCAGAGUUCCUGGAAUCCAAUGGCUUCUGCCUUUGAGCCUUUCCAGGGCAUCCGCAGCUUCAUCACGCCAGUCGCAGCUAGUCCUCAGCCCGUGACACCCAUGUUUGACUACUGUGACCCUGGGAGAGUCUGUGCUUCUCUGCCACCCCCGGUCCUUUUUGGGCCUUGGGACAGAAAUGCUUCCCUGCCAAUGCCAGUAGCAUGGAGAAGUCAAGAUGGAAAUGCUCACCAAGGGCAGGAGCCUUCUGCUUCUCACAACGUUCGAAGAAAAAACCCUUACGUAGGCCAGACGCUUGUCCUACUCAGAGGGCUUCCAGGAUCUGGGAAAUCCUUUUUGGCAAGGAAAUUGCUAGAGGAGAAUCCUAAUGGAGUUAUACUUAGUUCAGAUGAUUUUUUUUACAAAAAUGGACAAUAUCAAUUUGAUGGAAAUUUAUUGGGUGAAGCACAUGAAUGGAAUCAGAAACGAGCUAAAGAAGCAUUAGAGAAGAAGGUUUCUCCUAUAAUAAUAGAUAACACAAAUCUACAGGCAUGGGAGAUGAAGCCGUAUAUAAUUAUGUCACAAAAGCAUAAAUAUAAAGUUCACUUCCGGGAACCGGACACAUGGUGGAAAUUUAAACCAAAGGAACUUGCAAGACGCAAUAUUCAUGGAGUAACCAAAGAGAAAAUAGUAAGAAUGUUGGAACACUAUGAACGUUAUGUUUCUGUGACACAUGUCCUGGAUUCUUCAGUUCCAGAUAGACCAGAACAUAGUGAGUUAAGUGAAACUUCUUGUCAAGAUGAAAAUAUUAGCCUGAAAGACUCAGAUGAUUAUACUUGUUUGAAAGAAAGUGAUCUUUCCUUAUCUUUGAAGCAUCUUGAAAUAAGUGAAGAAAAACUUAAAUUGGGGACCAAUAUUUCUUCAUUUCAAGAAAAUAUGAAGUGUUUUCCUAUAGUAGAUUUAGAAAAAGGAAAACAAGAAGUAAGUGCCAUCGAACCUUAUUUUCAGAAAACUGCCAUUCAGGAAUCUGGAGAGCAUGAAUUAGCGAAUUCUGAAAAUAAAGAAGUAUUAGAUGAAAAUGAUGCAGAGGAAGAAGAUGUAGAUCUAUCUCCUGAAGGGCGAAGUAUUAAAAUAGAUACUUCCAGGUCUGGAGAUAAUAUUAUGAUAAAUACUACUUUUAGUGAAGGAAACCAAGACGCCAAUCGACUUUCAAAGAAAAUCAAGGUCCAAAGUGAAAAUUAUGGAUGUAGUGAAAUAGCUGCUGACCCAGAAAUAAUAAAUGAAACACAGUUCAUGACACAAAACAGUUUGAUUUCAGAAAAGUCCCCAAAGCUUGAAUUACUCAAUUUUUUUGGUGACUGGCCAGUUGAGAAAACAAUGGGUCAGAGGAUCAAGAGGAGCAAAAAAACUGAAAAACCCUCCUCUGUACAAUGUAACCGAGAGUGCCCCACACUUGAAUCCUGCUUGGAACCGGGCAGCGAUGGGCACGUGGCCAGGUCUUCUGCCCAGCAGCAAGGACUCUCAGAGGAAAGUGGCCAGCGGGGGAAGACUGCCCAGGGUAACGAGGUUCUAGAGCCUUUACACAACUGCGCUGAACAUGAGGCGUCUACAGAGGGCGAUAGAGAGGUGCCAGAAGCACUGGAUGAGGCUGAGUGGCCUUCCUCAGAUUCUUUAGCUCAGAAAGAAGCGAGAGCAGGACUUCCCAAGACCUGUCCCAAUGAAGCUGCUCAUGAGUCUGAAAGGAGUCAGAGUCUGAGCGAGACAGCUUUUAAAAUAGCAGAUGCCUUUUAUGAGGUCUUGGCAGACCAUGAAGACCAGAGGAACUCGACUCAGGAAAAACCUGACAUUUUAUCCUGUGAACUUACCAAUGAGGAUAAUUGCGGGCCUCCCUUGUCUCUUACUUUUACCUGUGGGGAGGCCACUGCCUUCCAAGGGGUGGAAACAAAAGUUGCACCUGAAUUUCCAGAAGGGAGGACUGAAGAUUUAUCUUUUCUUGAUGUAAACAAAUGGUCCCAAACUGAGCCGAAAGAUUUUGCUCUUUUGUGGAAAAUAGAAAAAAAGAAAAUUAGUGUUUCUGAUUCAAUCAGAGUAUUAACAGGAAAAUUAGAUGGAUUUAAGCCAAAAGAUUUUAAUACUAAUAUCAAAUCAGAUAUUCAAGAAAUAAUUCCAUAUAGGGUAAUGUAUGAUAAAAGUACAUACGUGGAAGAAAGUGAACUUACGAAUGCUGACGAGUCUGAAAAUCUAAAUACUCUUUGUAAAAUUUUUGGUUCUUUUUCAUCUGAAGCACUGAAAGAUUUAUAUGAACGGUGCAACAAGGACAUUAUUUGGGCAACGAGCCUUUUGUUGGAUUCUGAAGCAAAGUUAUGUGAAGAGAAUGAGGAAGAAAGUUUACCAGAAUCGGAUGAUGAUACGCAAAUCGAGCAAUUUGAUGUAAGUGCAUAUUUGAAGGAGAUUAUCAGCCAUGGAGGGACUUCCAGUUCCAGUACACCAAAAAAUGGCCUUGGAACUGGCAUGGAUCACGUUGAUAAACAGCUUAGCCAUGAUGAAGACAGUAAAAUCCCUGGAAGAGCAGACAUAAAAGAUAUAAAUACUGAGAAAUCAGAAUUAGUAACAAGUAUUUUAUCUAGUAUUGUCAGAGGAGUAAGACAUACCCAUGAAUUGCCUUCUAGCAGCAAGCAGACAAAACUUUCUGAUUCAGAUAACAUUGAACGAUCAGUUUUAGAUAUUUCAAAAAAUAACUUAAAUGAUAUAAACUUUAAAAAUAUGAAUGAAAUAGAUGGGGCAUCUUUAGCCACAGAGUUUGGUUCAUGUUCUUUACAGGUUUUGCCUGAUAUUUUCAAAACUACGUCUGAUACUUUAAAUGAAGAAACUGGCAUUAUUGAAUAUUUUGAAGGAAAGAAAAAUGAAAAUCUUAUAAAAAAUGAUAAGAAAUUUCAGGCGCUUACAGAGGGAUGUAUUGAUGAUGAUAAGCCAGAAAUGGAAAAAAUUGUAUGUGCCAAAUCACCAGCCAAUUUGGGAGGAGGAAUUAAUGAGGAAAGUAAAGUGCUUCACUGUGAAGGUGACAAAGCUGAGAUUUUGAAUUCCACCCCAACAAAACCUAAACCCAUGAAUAUAGACUGUCUGGAGUUGGCAUUACCUCCUGAAUUGGCCUUCCAGCUCAGUGAAUUAUUUGGGCCUGUUGGCAUUGAUUCAGGGUCUCUAACAGUUGAGGAUUGUGUGGUUCAUAUAGAUCUGAAUCUGGCUAAGGUGAUUCAUGAGAAAUGGAAAGACUCUAUUAUGGAGCGACAAAGACAAGAUGAAAUAUCACGUGCUCUGCAUACUAGAGAUACUUCUAUUGUUGGACAUUCAAAUCCUGAUACUCCCGAACAAAAAUCAUCUCAAAGAACAGGCAAAAAACUGCUAAAGUGUCAAAAUACAUCUGAAAUGCCGCUCUUCAUGGAUCAUUGGAAUACUCAGACUAAAAAAGUUUCACUCCGAGAAAUAAUGUCAGAAGAGAUCGCCUUACAGGAAAAACAUGAUAUGAAACAGGUACCAUUUGUGUUUGAAAAAAAUUGUGCUGCAAAACUGAAGGAGAAGCAACUCUUGAAGAUGUUCCCAACCAUUAACCAAAAUUUUCUGAUGGACAUUUUUAAGGACAACAACUACUGUUUAGAACAGACAGUGCAAUUUCUGAAUUGUGUCCUUGAAGCAGAUCCUGUAAAAACUGUUGUAGCUCAAGAAUUUAUUCAUCAAAAUGAAGCUGCCUCUUCUUAUAAUACGCCGAAGUCUAAGGAAAAAAAGACAAAGAAAUCCAAAGAGACAGAAGAUAUACCGAAUGAUCCAUCCUUCCAGGAUUUUGAGUACCCCAAGUAUGAUGACUACCGAGCAGAGGCGGUUCUUCACCAGCAAAAGAGACUGGAGUGCUAUAGCAAGGCAAAAGAAGCUUAUCGCAUGGGGAAAAAAAAUGUUGCCACCUUUUAUGCGCAGCAGGGCAGUCUCCAUGAGGAGAAGAUGAGAGAAGCCAAUCAUCUUGCUGCCGUAGAGAUAUUUGAGAAAGUCAACGCUUCCCUCCUGCCACAGAAUGUUUUGGACCUGCAUGGACUCCACGUGGAUGAAGCCAUAAAUCACUUAAUAACUGUAUUGCAGCAAAAAACUGACGAGCAUAAGCAGAAUGGUGGUAAACCAUAUCUCUCUGUGAUUACGGGAAGAGGAAACCAUAGCCAGGGAGGAGUUGCUCGAAUCAAACCAGCAGUCAUUAAAUACCUCACAAGCCACAACUUCAGGUUCUCUGAAAUUAAACCAGGGUGCUUGAAAGUUUUACUGAAGUAAACAGCUGAUUUUUGUUGUUUUUGUUAAAACUUGUAAUGAAACAUUUGCAACAUUUGAAAUUGACUUUACUGUUAUACAAAUAUUUCCUUGGGAAUACUUUCCACUUUUACAACGAAAUAAUUUGUGAUGUUUUUCAGAACUUGAAAGAAUCUUACUUUUUUACUAAGUCUAAUGCCAAAUAUGUUGCCUAUCAAAGAUGAAAAAAAAA